Ilex paraguariensis (yerba mate) is the source of this 873-nucleotide messenger RNA. Lineage: Eukaryota; Viridiplantae; Streptophyta; Magnoliopsida; Aquifoliales; Aquifoliaceae. The record is from the annotation of a GenBank genome assembly.
AUGACGUUUCGGACAGUGGUGUUGCUCUGUUUCUUGUUUAUCGUGGGAGCCUUGUCUCAAGGCGAUGUCGGUUCGAUCAUCAGUAAAACCCAGUUCGAUCAGAUGUUGAAGCAUCGAGAUGAUGUGGCUUGCCCUGGGAAAGGCUUCUACACUUAUGAUGCUUUCGUAGCUGCAGCCAAGUCAUUUGGAGCCUUUGGAACAACUGGUGCCACAGACAUUCGCAAGAGAGAAAUUGCCGCUUUUUUGGCACAAACAUCCCAUGAAACCACAGGUGGGUGGGCUACUGCCCCGGAUGGUCCAUAUGCAUGGGGAUACUGCUACAAAGAAGAACAAGGCAACCCACCAGACUAUUGUGUUGCAAAUCAACAAUGGCCAUGCGUUCCUGGUAAGAAGUACUAUGGUCGAGGCCCCAUCCAAAUCUCAUACAACUACAACUAUGGUCCAGCAGGAAGAGCCAUCGGAUUGAAUCUGCUAAACAGCCCCGAAACCGUUGCAAACGAUCCAGUAGUUUCUUUCAAGACAGCGUUCUGGUUUUGGAUGACACCCCAAUCGCCAAAACCUUCAUGCCACGACGUCAUCACCGGAACAUGGAGGCCAUCGGCAGCAGAUACAGCAGCCGGUCGUGUCCCUGGCUAUGGUGUGAUCACCAAUAUCAUCAACGGUGGAAUUGAAUGUGGUAAAGGUUCUAACCCGCAGGUGGAGGAUCGGAUCGGAUCGGUUUCUACAAGAGAUACUGUGACAUACUGGGAGUCGGCUAUGGCAACAAUCUGGAUUGCUACAACCAGAGGCCUUUUGCUUAGGCACUUAAAGGGGGCGCUCGAGCCUGUCUCCAGAGUUACUUAUAGGAAUAACAUGUUUCAUACAUGCUUGUAA